This is a messenger RNA of Rosa chinensis, 1418 nucleotides long. Its product is annotated as thiol-disulfide oxidoreductase LTO1. The transcript is spliced from 6 exons. The record is from RefSeq and is a predicted model, not a curated record. The coding region runs from base 60 to 1178 and encodes 372 amino acids. NCBI's taxonomy places the organism in Eukaryota, Viridiplantae, Streptophyta, Magnoliopsida, Rosales, Rosaceae. Gene Ontology annotation, molecular function: oxidoreductase activity.
CAAAGCCCAGAUUAACCGCGCGAAGCUGCGAGAUUUUGAGGUGGAAUGUGAGAGUGGAAAUGGCUACCUUGGCGCUCCUGAGCCUAACAUCUCCUUCACUCUCCUCUCCCAGAUCUCUUCCUCGCUCAAAUCACACCAGAUUCGGUGCCCUUACUACCACUUCGGGUUGGGCUCGGAGAACUGUGCGGCUUCCCGUUCUAUGCUCAGCUUCGGAGCCCAAUCAAAACGCCGAAUCCGAACCGGAAACGACGUCGUCUCCGCCGUCGUCUUCGAGUGACUUGACCUACAAACUAUGUGCCGGGCUCGGAGGCAUCGGGUUUCUCGAAACGACCUACUUGACCUUCCUCAAGCUCACGAAUUCCGAUGCCUUCUGCCCCACCGGCGCCGGCGGCGGAAGUUGCGGCGACAUCCUCAACAGUGAAUACGCCGUCGUUUUUGGGGUUCCUCUUCCGUUGUUUGGAAUGCUUGCAUAUGGGUUAGUUGCUACACUUGGUGUGCAGCUGUUGACUGCAAAGAGUUUACCUUUUGGAAUUGGGAAAUCUGAUGCUAGCUUGGUUUUACUUGGGACUACGACCUCCAUGGCAGCUGCUAGUGCUUGUUUUUUGUACAUUCUUAGCACACAGUUUUCGGGAACUUCGUGUUCGUAUUGUUUGUUAUCGGCUUUCCUCUCCUUCAGCUUAUUUUUCAUCACUUUAAAGGAUUUUGGGUUCGAAAAAGUACAAAAAGAGGCGGGUUUAUUGGUGUGUAUAGCUGUCUUGGUGGCUGUGACUCUGAACAGGUCAUAUAGUGCACCUGUAUCCUCAAGCCCAUCUGAUGUUGAUCUUCCAUACUUUACAACUGAGAUAACAACACCAUCAAGUCCGUUUGCUAUAUCUCUUGCAAAGCAUCUAAAUGCUAUAGGUGCUAAAAUGUAUGGCGCUUUUUGGUGUUCACAUUGUGUUGAACAAAAACAGAUGUUUGGACGUGAAGCAGCGAAGGAAUUGAACUAUGUUGAGUGCUUCCCUGGUGGAUUUAGAAAGGGAACUAUAAUGGCAAAGGCAUGUAUUGAUGCCAAACUUGAAGGUUUUCCUACUUGGGUCAUCAAUGGACAGGUAUUGAGUGGAGAAAAAGAUUUGCUAGAGCUUGCAGAGGCAUCUGGGUUUGAGUUGAACGAAUUUAGUCAGACCCUCAUAGAGUAAGCAACCAUGUUAUAGCAUCAUAUCACACGUAACGAUCGUAGAAACUUCCCUUGCAUUACAUAGCUGAUGAUGAUUAUUCACACCAACUAGGCACCUUGGGUGGUAUAUUGUUACCGGUGGUUUUCUGUAUUUGUUACAAGUCACUAGACUACAUAAAUAAAGUUAGCAAAAGGUGUACAUUUGAAACUAUUUGAUUUAGAAGCGUGACUGGGAAGUUUCCUUAGUCAAAUUUUACCAAUA